This is a messenger RNA of Hyalella azteca, 1614 nucleotides long. RefSeq names its product UDP-glucosyltransferase 2. Lineage: Eukaryota; Metazoa; Arthropoda; Malacostraca; Amphipoda; Hyalellidae. The record is from RefSeq and is a predicted model, not a curated record. Gene Ontology annotation, molecular function: UDP-glycosyltransferase activity. The coding region runs from base 61 to 1536 and encodes 491 amino acids. The transcript is spliced from 8 exons.
CGGUGCUUUUCAAGAAGUCUCAAGAAAUUUCCGUUUUUGGUUUGCGCGGUUCUCUGCUUAAUGUCAUCUCCAGCUUCCGGGGGUAACUAUUUAAUUUUGUCGCCCUUCGGAUCGCGUUCAGUGCGCGGUGUGUUCAACACGUUGAGCGAAGGCCUCCUCAGUAAAGGCCAUAACGUGACGUUCGUUUCUUCUGGAGAACCAGUGACUCACCACGAGAACAUGACCCAUGUUACGUCACCACACACUGCUUUGGACGAGCUCGACCUGUUCAAAGUCAGGUUCGGGCUGUCGGUGUUCAAAAUCUGGAAGAGAGCGUUUCCAGAAGCAGCUAAAAUGAUGUACGAAAUGAAGGAAAUUAUAGCGCUGUGGAACGACCGCCAUCGGUUCGACGCCAUCAUCAUCAACAGCGCUGCUAACGAGAUGGCACUUCCGUUCCUAUUGAACGUGUCAGCUCCGUUCAUCACGCUGCAGCCAGCUGGCUUGGACCCAUUACAGCUGGCUUACCUAGGGAACCUGGUGUCUCCUGCGACGCUGCCGUCCAUAAUCCUGCCGUACGACAACAACAUGUCGCUGUGGGAGCGUCUGGUCAACACACUCACUCUUGUCGUACUCAAGUAUUCCUUCCACCGCUCAGUGGGCACCCCGCUUAAGAAUGCUCUCAUGUCCAAGUUCCCUGACCUGCCAGACGCGCGGUCCGUCUACCCGACGCAGUCCCUCUCGCUAUUUAACAGUCACCCCCUCAUCGACGGUGCAGUGCCGCUGCUGCCGCUGCAGGUGGAGGUUGGCUGCAUGUCGUGCCGCCCUGCCAGGCCUAUAGAACAUCAGCAGAUGAGAACGUUUCUCUCGCCCAGCGACCCUCGUCCUGUGAUACUCUUCAGCCUCGGAUCCUUCCAGCAGCCAGGGAGGAUCCCCGAGCGGUUCGUGGCGGUUCUGUACGCAGGGUUCGCCGCCCUCCCCCACCUGCGGUUCAUUGCUAAGCUCCCCCCGCCCCCCACCGGCCCCCUCCCCCCCAACGUCUACUUUUCAGACUGGGUUCCUCAGCAAGACGUGCUAGGCCUAGAGGCGACGCGGCUGUUCAUGAGCCACUGCGGGCGGCAGAGCAUCAACCAAGCAAUGUACCACGGCGUGCCCAUCCUCGGUCUGCCCAUCGCAUUUGACCAGCCCAGACACUGCAGGAAACUCGAGCGUAAACGCUACGCCGUUGUCAUGCAGUGGGAGGACAUUACUGUGCCUUUAUUGGUCCAGAAAAUUAGCUAUAUGCUCAGCAACAGCACCGAGCGUGUGCUGAGGGUGUCACGCAGCCUCAAGGCAGAGAAGGAAACAGGCCUGGAGCGUGCUGUGCGUCACGUGGAGCACACAGUGGAGUAUGGCACAGACUUGCUCCAGUUCUCCGGACAACACCUCAGCUUGCUCCAAUAUCUCCUGAUUGACGUGCUCGCCGUUAUUGUCUCUGUUAUUGUUUUGAUCUUUAUUGUCUUGUAUGUCUUCAUUCGUUGUAUCUGGCGAACAGUUUGGGGUAAGCUUAAAAUGGACUGAACAAAAAAGCUCGAGCUCCAAAUACGCUGAAAAAAUGGUUCAUUAUUUUUGUGAAUAAAAUCUCAUUCAAUGGCGACG